CAAAAAGCGUAAUUAAAUAAAAUAGUUAAAAUGCUGUUAUGGUAUAGUAUAUUUUUGGUUAAUGUUGCACUUUCUGUUGGGAAUGAGAAAAUAUUUGGAGGGAGAUAUGCAAAAGAGGGAGAGUUCCCUUUUGUUGUAGCUAUUCGAGGCAAACUACUUUGUGCUGGUGCUUUGGUAACAAUGUCUAAAGUGGUAACGGCAGCUCAUUGCUUUAAAUUAGACCAGAACGGCCAAGUCGAAAAUAUAAAUUUAAAUGAAACAUGGGUCACAGCAGGAUCCGUCGACAUAGAGAACUUGAGUGAUGAGUACGACGAAAGGAAAAUAGAAAGGAUCUCGGUGCCCCAUGGAUACAAAGUUGGAUCGAGGUUUGGCGGACGACUCGAUUCGCACGAUGUCGGCUUGGCGUUUUUAAAUAAUCCAUUCUACGUGGGAAGAAAGUUACAAGUUUUGAAAAUUGUCUCGAGGAAUAAAGCGAUAUUUAAACAAAAGUGGGACGAACUCGUGGCUAAAAGGACGAUAUGCUAUGCCAUGGGCUGGGGCGCGACUGUCUUUUCCCUUAACGAUGCUGGUGAAGAGGUCGUAUCCAAUCCAUCUCCUAAAUUGAAAGUAAUCGAAGUAAGACCUUUGUCAAAUCGGAGUUGUCAAGCAGUGUAUAAGGCCGAAGAUGAUAUGACGGUGUACGGCGAAGUCUGCGUUGAUUCUGUUAAAAGGGCAGAGUCGAUCUGCGACGGAGAUUCCGGUGGUCCGUUGGUCUGCGAUGGCCUCUCUUAUGCAAUACUCAACCAUGGUCCAAGGUGUGGAACUACCUAUUAUCCACAGGGUUAUGUCCUUUUCUGGUACUACUUGGAAUUUUUAGGACUCGCUUCUUCUUCAUCGAUACCGAAGUUCCAUCGCUUUCUAAUAUUUUUUCCUGUCCUAAAUAAUUAUAUAUAGUGUUUUAAAAAUAUCGCAUUUUUUGCUUAGUGUACAAGUGUAAACUUUUUAGU
Messenger RNA from Cimex lectularius (bed bug), 986 nucleotides. RefSeq names its product chymotrypsin-1-like. Gene Ontology annotation, molecular function: serine-type endopeptidase activity. Gene Ontology annotation, biological process: proteolysis. Bases 31 to 933 code for a protein of 300 amino acids. NCBI's taxonomy places the organism in Eukaryota, Metazoa, Arthropoda, Insecta, Hemiptera, Cimicidae. The transcript has a single exon. The record is from RefSeq and is a predicted model, not a curated record.